Fusarium graminearum PH-1 is the source of this 3243-nucleotide messenger RNA. RefSeq lists its product as uncharacterized. NCBI's taxonomy places the organism in Eukaryota, Fungi, Ascomycota, Sordariomycetes, Hypocreales, Nectriaceae. The coding region runs from base 1 to 3243 and encodes 1080 amino acids. The transcript has 3 exons. The record is from RefSeq and is a predicted model, not a curated record.
AUGAUGGAGCUCGCCCAGUCUGACUUCCAUCUUUAUCCUUACAAGGGAUGGAAGGUUGAGCAACCUACAGUUCUUCUUCAUCGAGCCAGGAACUUUCUUGCUGACGAGGACAUCGACCGAACUUUGGACUGGAGCCAGAAGUUUGCGGAACUAUCCGAGUAUUUCUCAUACCUCCUUCACAACUGGCAGGGCGAGGAAUGGGGCGCCGAGCUACAUGAGGUCAUUGACAUGCUUCACACGCAUUGGGUGUAUGAGCAGUAUCAUUACGGCGCGCCCAAGCUCAACCUCAAUUUCAACAAUGUGUGGUCGAAGCAAAGCAAGAGGCUACCUCCUAUUCCAGGCACAGAUUACCCCGUUGAGAAUUUGGACGGAGCGGAGGAUGGCGACUUGGGCGAGAGAAAGCUUCUCCUCAACAAAAUCUGCCCAGCCAUUGAUGUCCACUACAAGGUACCCUCGACGGCACUGCCGAAGUACAUUGAACUUUACACUGCCGAUGCCCCUCAUACUUGGCGAGUUCCGUUCGAAUCCAUCUCUCCUAGUCAGGGAUUGACGAACCUGGAGAAUGGCAUGUAUGAAAAGUGCGUGUUCUCAAACAUGUCCGACACCUGCAAGAGCCUCGAAACAGCCGAAGCCAAAUUCAAAUCAGAGUACGGCAAAGAGCCUUUUGGCUUUGAGACACUUGAGGCGUUCGCCGCGCUUCGUGGAACUCGACGUGCAGCCCUUCAACAGACCCUGAGCCCUCUGAAUAAUGCCGAGAAUCUUGCAGUCUGCAAUAUAUUCCGUACACUUAUCCUACCCCCAGCCAAGAUCCCAGAAAAACCAGAUGCAGGUAUCAUUCUUCCUACUAUGCAGGUUGCCAAGGUCCCUCAGAAGGAGUCUCGGGACCCCUUUGGCUAUACUCUAGCGCACAGGUGGUACAUGAGAGCAGACCAGCAUUGGGGAGACUGGGCGUACGAGCACGCUGUCAAAGAAUGCCAUGGCCACAGGUUGUGGGAGGAACGCAAAGAGCCCAUUAUGGAUCUUCCCAGGAAUUUCAAGGGACCUUAUGUUCACGACUUUUUGGAUCAUGAAAUGAAAAAGGCGGUGUUACUGUUGAAAAUGUGCGAAGUCCUACGGGAUCGGUUGUUGUUACAGAAAAAACGAACGCCGCGGGGUUUCUUGACAGAUGUUUCCCAGUGCCUAGCUGAUGGAAUGGCAGGAAAACAUUGGGAAGACGCUGGCCUAAAGUUCCCUGAAGAAGACUUUGUACCUGGCUCUCAAGACUUGGUUCACAUUAGACCUGAGGAAGAGGACCUUUUGCGAUUGCUGGGCCAAAAUUCAAUCAACAAAAAGACGGUGGACCCCAAAACCAAGGGAUCCAAGGUCGGUCAUCGUUCUAGGCUAUUUGAAAAGAGAGUCAAGGAGAUGUUUUAUGGAGAAGGCACGAAAAAUGUCGACAAACUUAGCUUUGAUGAGUUCAUGGAAGAACUCAACCGGGAUUGUGAUGGCCCAGUAAAGUGUUGGAGAUUUUCAAAAGAUGAGGCUUGGAAGGAAGCUUCUAUACUCCAAAAGAAAGGAGUCAUCAUAUUGCUUGGGCGAACGGUGUACCGCACUGAGGCUGAUCUUCACCCUGAGCAACUUGUCAGGUGGCUCGACGCAGAUAAGGACCUGGGUGCAUUCGUACAAGAUCAGGACAAAGUCAGCUCCAAGGAACCCACAAAGGAUGCUGAGGUCAGUCACGGAAAUGAUGAGAUUGAAACAAUCUCAACGGCCAUCAGCAUCCCUGAGUCAAAGACCCCUGGAGAUUAUCUGUUCGGACUACCCAGAACUGAACAUCUUCGCGAUUACGAGGAUCUUGUGGACAUUGACAUCGGCACCCUUGAACAAGAUAUGCGCAAAACUAAACGAUUUUACACCCGACUCUGCUUCCGACUUGGAAGAACCAUCCACGACCUCCGAGUCAAGCGGGAGACAUACAGGCAACAGCUCACUGUCGACCAGCGAGAGCAGAACCGUGACUUCCUAGAUUUUGUCGUGCGACUGUGGGAUUCCGAUGCCGCUUGUCGACCGAACAACAAGGAGAAAAACCCGAAGAAGGGUGAUGUCAAGCGUAUUACACCAGCAUACCAAGAUAUCAUCAAGAUAGUUGAGCCAGAAGCUUACGACACACGCUGGGACCAGUACGUUCUCAGCAAGGAUCAUCAUGAGGAUGACCUCCUGAAUCGCGAGAAAAUUCGAAAAGGAAUUAUUCGCGAGGCGUAUGAGAACAAGAGCAUGAUUUUCCCAAGCCGCAUUGAUCGUUAUACCGAUGAGGACGGCCUGACGGUUGAACUACCCCGUCGUCAUGAGCCAGUGUGGUCUUUUGCACACCCUGAACGAAAAGGCAAGGCACCACGAUACUGGGACAUGAACCGCUGGCCACUUCAUCUUCAGAGCGAAUCGACGGCGGAGAGAAUCAGAUCAGGGAAAUUCCACGAGGCCCCUCGAGCAAUAUUUUCGUCCGCUAUUGUCACGCCUUCAGACUCUCCUACUACGCCAACUGUACAGAAGACAAGACAAGAAGUAGAGGAAGAAGUAGAGGAAGAAUUGGAUGAGGAAGAGGAUGAAGAUACUGCAGUAUCUGAAAUGUCAGAUCAGGAGACAAACACACCAGAACACCAAGGUAAAACUAUCCCCGGAAUUGGGAAAGAGUUUGCCGUGACGUAUGCAGACGUGGCAGAGUCUCGUCGCACUUUUACACCUGGGCCACCCCAUUACUUCCUCGGCAGCACUCCCCUACAGAAGAAGUAUAUUGAGAACCGUAUCAAGAGCGGGAUCGCAUCAGUAGAGCCGCCCAACUUUACCUGGCGUCAGCGCUUGGGAGCUCUGUUUGGUCGCAGAAUCAUGAAUGACCCGACGGCUCUGCCAGAAGUGAACCCUCGCGACAUCCCUGAGAGCAAGCCACGAAGUGAAAACUCCGACGACGAAUCCGAAGAGGACAUGCCUGGUGUUAUGGAAAAUGACGAUAUUGACGUCGUGAUGGAAGAACUGGUGACACAGCAGCCACAUCGGAAUGAUCAUGAGCUUCCAGAAGCACCCUCGCCAAUGGUUCCGUCCUUCCCUCAUUCUUCUAAUGAGGCCCCUGGAGAGUCUACUCCCGCAGCUGUUCAGGGUGGAAGUCGUCUGGCUGAGCAGGAGAGUGAGCGAGAACCCCAGCCCUCUGUUGUGUACACACAGGAAGAAAUGCCAGAUUCAAGUCACAGGGCUCUUUAUGAUUCGGACUGA